Spodoptera exigua (beet armyworm) is the source of this 1943-nucleotide messenger RNA. NCBI's taxonomy places the organism in Eukaryota, Metazoa, Arthropoda, Insecta, Lepidoptera, Noctuidae. The record is from the annotation of a GenBank genome assembly.
GCGUGAUCAGUGUAGAACAUUACAUACAUACAAUCCAUAUUACAAAAGUUAUUUUCUUUGGUUAAGUCAAAACUUUACUGUUCAAGGUACAUAAUAAUAACCACCCGCCGAUAUUCGCUUAAAAUGUAACAUCAAAAGUAGUUUCAGAGAGCUCUAUAAGUUUUUUUCGCAGUCUACAAAGUCAAAAAUACGUUAUUUAUUUCUUACUUUGAUAUUGGGUUUAUACUGUAUUUAGUAUUAAAACAGUAAAUUUGUCGAAGUAACCUCGACUUAACACACCCAUGCGAGGACAUUCAAGGUUGUUUGUUUUUUAAAUUUGUAAGUCUUGGGUAGGUAGGUACCUCUUGACAAUCAUCAGUGUGACCCUUUUCCGUCAAAUAACACCUUCGAGUUGUUUAUUUUUACGAACAGUUUCAUCAUUUGGCACAUGUCUAACACUAAAAUAAUAUCUACUUAUAAUUUAUCCAUAUAACUUUCUUGUAAAUGAUAAAACAGCAAUCAAUUUUGUCGUGUUUCUUCUUCAAAUUAGUAUUUAAAUAGACAUCAUUAUCAUCAUUUGUUGAAUGCUGUGAAACGAUAAUUAUGAGAUUCUUUUAAGUAGUAGUUAUUAUGUAUUUUAAUUUAUUUGGUACAUACAAACAGGUAAAUACUCAUAUUUAUUGCUCCUUUAAAAAAACAUUGACCUUGUUAGAUGCGUUUAGUAAUACCAUAAUAAACAAUGAUCUUGAUCAAGAUGCGACCUUGUCUUUUCGUAACUUUGCAAUACACCUACAAAACAGGUUUUCUGUAGCUUUAUGUAUUAUGUAUCAAUAUAGUAAACGCAAAUAGUGACGUAGUCACUUCUCGCUUCUACGAAACUCGUAGUAAGUAGUUAACGUUUUAGUGUCUUGCCAUUCUGACUCUCAUUAUCGUUAGCACCAGUCGGACAAUCUUUUCGUAAAUAAUAAACAUAAGAGCGGCUGUCAUGAUGGUUUGCAAUAAUUUAGCCUCUAACCCACGGAACGCUAAUAAGGGUUGCGAUUUCACAUCUCUAAAUAGGGGUUUUAAACUAGUGCCAGCACGAAGUUUUGAUUGUACCAAUUGUAAUGGAUAAGUUAAAGUUGUGGCCACUGCUUUUGCCACAGCUCCGACAAGAAAUGCAGAGAAAGUAUCAAACAUGCCUCUAGCAAUUAGUUGCCUCUUUAACGAUUCGUAAACCAUAAACUGAAUAGCUGGAUUAGAGACAAGUAAUAAAGAGGGUACUGUACCAGACCACAGACCUUUAGCUCCUUCCUUUUUAUAGAGAUCUAUUAGCCCUUCAGUAAGGCUGUUGUAGGUUGAAGUUUGUAACUUCAUUCUAGUGUUGACAACCCACAAAGGGGAAGUUAAAAGUACGUUUAUACUACCAGCGAUUAAACCGAACAUCAAGUCUUUCAAGGCAGAAGUUUCUUUCGUUGACACUCUACGUAAGCCAUGAAAUGUAUAGAAGUAUACAAAAUUGGAUACUGAUAGAGACUGCAAGACAGGUGCCAAUCCCCGAUAUAAGGAAUCUAGCCCCUCUUCGCUCGCUAAUUUGAAUAGCAGCUCCAAUGAGGAACCUUGUAGUUUCUUAGAAUCUUCAACUUGUAUUCUCGAUCGUAACGUAUCUAAUGGGUAGAAAACGGCCAUGCCAACAACACUGCCCGUUGCUCCUGCUAUUGCAUGCACAAGAGUUUCAUAACUAAAUAACGAAGGUGCCAUUUUUACUUAAUAAAAACAGCAAACCACUUCAAAUAAAAUUUACAUCAAUCGAGAAUCAUCGCACUUUGACCCUGCCCCCGUUAUAUUUCCUUGAAUAAAUAUAAUUUUGUAAUAAUUUUGUUACACGACUACCUCAAUCUACGAAACACAUCGUGCUACUGACUGAUUAAUAGUGAUUGGUCAUUCAUAUCAGACUUCAGAGUCAUAGAUAUACUGUAUCAAAC